Sorex fumeus (smoky shrew) is the source of this 1481-nucleotide messenger RNA. RefSeq names its product AUP1 lipid droplet regulating VLDL assembly factor (gene AUP1). Gene Ontology annotation, molecular function: ubiquitin binding. The record is from RefSeq and is a predicted model, not a curated record. Gene Ontology annotation, cellular component: membrane. Lineage: Eukaryota; Metazoa; Chordata; Mammalia; Eulipotyphla; Soricidae. The coding region runs from base 119 to 1339 and encodes 406 amino acids. The transcript has 12 exons.
GGCACCCUGGGCGGCGGCCCCCGGACUCCGCCUUCCCAGGAGCCCCUGCGGCGGGGCGCGAAGAUGGCGGCGGCGGCGGCGGCGGCGGCGACAGCCGGGCGGCCCUGAGGCAGCGGCGAUGGACGCUCCGCCGGCGCCGGGGCCGGAGCGGCUCUUUGACGCGCACCGGCUCCCGGGCGACGGCUUCCUGCUGCUCGCGCUGCUGCUCUACGCGCCCGUCGGCCUCUGCCUGCUGGUGCUGCGGCUCUUCCUGGGGAUCCACGUCUUCCUGGUCAGCUGCGCGCUGCCCGACUGCGUGCGCAGGUUCGUGGUGCGGACCAUGUGUGCGGUGCUGGGGCUCGUGGCCUGGCAGGAGGACUCGGCGCUCCGCGACCGGCGCGUCCGGAUCCUCAUUUCCAACCAUGUGACCCCGUUCGACCACAACAUGGUCAACCUGCUCACCAGCUGCACCACCCCUCUGCUCAAUAGCCCCCCCAGCUUUGUGUGCUGGUCCCGGGGCUUCACGGAGAUGGAUGGGCGCGGGGAGUUGGUGGAUUCACUCAAGAGAUUCUGCGCUUCCACGAGCCCCGCCCCCAUCCCUCUGCUGCUGUUCCCCGAGGAGGAGGCCACCAAUGGCCGGGAGGGUCUCCUGCACUUCAGUUCCUGGCCAUUUUCCAUUCAGGAUGUGGUUCAGCCCCUGACCCUGCGGGUCCAGCGACCCCUGGUCUCGGUGACGGUGUCGGAUGCCUCCUGGAUCUCAGAACUGCUGUGGUCCCUGUUCGUCCCUUUCACGGUGUAUCAAGUAAGAUGGCUGCGCCCUGUUCAUCGCCAGCGAGGGGAGGGGAAUGAGGAGUUUGCCCUCCGCGUCCAACAGCUGGUGGCGAAGGAGUUGGGCCAGACAGGGACACGACUCACCCCCGCAGACAAAGCAGAGCACAUGAAGCGACAGAGACAUCCGAGAUCGCGCCCCCACACAGCCCAGUCUUCUUUCCCUGCCUCCCCUGGCCCUUCUCCUGAUGCGCAGCUGACAACUCUGGCUCAUCGAGUCAAGGAGGUUUUACCCCAUGUGCCACUGGGUGUUAUCCAGAGAGACCUGGCCAGGACCGGCUGUGUAGACUUGACCAUCACUAAUCUACUCGAGGGGGCCGUAGCUUUUGUGCCUGAAGACAUCACGGAGGGGACCCAGUCCCUUCCCACUGCCUCUGCCUCCAAGUUCCCCAGCUCUGGCCCGGUGACCCCACAGCUAACAUUUGCCAAGUCCUCCUGGGCCCGGCAGGAAAGCCUCCAGGAGCGCAAGCAGGCAUUGUACGAAUAUGCGAGAAGGAGAUACAAAGAAAAACGGGCCCAGGAGGCUGACUGAGCACAGGACAGUACCCAGAGCCGCAGGACGGAGACUGGGGGCAGCCCUCACCCAACUCACAACAGGCCGGCUGGGUGGGUGGUGGAAAGGGAGGGAUGGGGCUCCCCCCCCAAAUCACAUUAAAUUCAGGGUUUUCACUCAA